UUUUAGUUUGAAGAUAGAAGGUCACCCAAAAAAAAAAGGGCAGAUUUCCGGGGGGUGGGGCCGGUAAGGUGGGGGGGGCGUUCCCUCGCUGUGACUUUCAGCCAAUCAGCGCUCAGGAGCCGCAAUCCGCUGCCCGCCAGUCAGUAAAGCAGUCAACCAGUAAAUCAGUGUGACGACGACUAGCAAGCGAGCGGUCACUUCAGUGGCCGGACGACAACUUGUUUUGUUUUUUUGUUUUGUUUUGUUUUUCCACGGCGGCGUGUCUGCCGUCGCUCCCUCCGCCCCCUCCCCCCCCCUCCCCCGGCGACCCUCGUGGAGCUCUUGUGCGGGGAGAGGCUGUACAAUCCUCGGCAGUGUCCUGAGACUGUACGGCCCCCGGUUCCCCAAGGUAGCGAGCCACCGGCGACCCUCCGCCCUGCUCGUGGCCGCCUCACCUUCACUCUGAGCGGACUCGAGCGGCGCCGCUUUGUCCCGCUGACCAACACGCACUUUUUCAUUCCCUGUUUUUAUUUUGUAUUUUUUUUUUUCUCUCUCUUUGCUUUGGUUUCAUUGGACACUUGAGCGGAUUUGUUGCCGCUGGAAAGAUGACAGCCGACAAAGACAAAAAGAGGAGCAGCUCGGAGCGUCGCAAGGAGAAGUCUCGCGACGCCGCUCGCUGCCGCCGCAGUAAAGAAACGGAAGUUUUCUACGAGCUGGCUCGCCAGCUCCCUCUGCCGCACAGCGUCAGCGCUCACCUGGACAAAGCGUCCAUCACGAGGCUCGCCAUCAGCUUCCUGCGCACGCGCCGACUCUUUGCCAGCGGCUGCAAUGGCGGCGAUGACGAGCACGUGAGCAGCUUGUACCUGAAGUCUCUGGAGGGCUUCAUCACCGUGGUAACGUCGGACGGCGACAUGAUCUUCCUGUCCGAGAACAUCAACAAGUUCAUGGGUCUCACGCAGGUGGAGCUGACCGGCCAAAGCAUCUUCGACUUCACGCACCCGUGUGACCACGACGAGAUCAGAGAGAACCUCAGCCUGAAGACAGCCAGCGGCGGCUUUGGAAAGAAGAGCAAAGAGCAGAGCACCGAGCGGGAUUUCUUCAUGCGGAUGAAAUGCACGGUGACCAACAGGGGGCGCACCGUCAAUCUCAAGUCGGCCAGCUGGAAGGUGCUGCACUGCACGGGCCAGCUGAAGAUGUACACGAGCUCCCCGCAGCGUCCGGCGUGCGGCUUUAAGGAGCCGGCGCUCACCUGCACCGUUCUGAUGUGCCGACCCGUCCCGCACCCGGCCAACAUCGAGGCUCCGCUGGACAGCAGAACCUUCCUGAGCCGACACAGCAUGGACAUGAAGUUCACCUACUGCGACGACAGGGUGACGGAGUUGGUGGGCUACACACCUGACGAUCUGCUGGGCCGCUCGGUCUACGACUUUUAUCACGCUCUGGACUCGGACAGCGUCACCAAGAGCCACCAAAACCUGUGCAGCAAAGGCCAAGCGGUGAGCGGUCAGUACCGCAUGCUGGCAAAGAGCGGCGGCUUCGUGUGGGUGGAGACGCAAGGCACCGUCAUCUACAACAGCCGAAACUCGCAGCCGCAGUGCAUCGUCUGCAUCAACUACGUGCUCAGUGACAUCGAAGAGAAGAGCACCAUCUUCUCCCUGGAGCAGACCGAGUCGCUUUUCAAGCCCCGACUGGCCGGCGGCGGGCUCUUCGCCGGGGAGAACGGCGGCGAGCCGCUCUUCACCAAACUCAAAGAGGAACCCGAAGACCUCGCACAGCUGGCGCCCACGCCCGGGGACACCAUCAUCAGCCUGGAUUUCGGCCAUCCUCACUUCGAGGAGCCGGCGGCGUACCCCCAGCGCCCCGCAGUCUCCGUGGCCGUGCCGGGCACUCCGGCCUGGGCCUGCGAGACCCUCAAGAGCGCCCCGCUUCCGCCGGCCAGCUUCGCGGCUAACGUGGCCGCCACGUUCACGGCCCACCAGAAGCCGCCGCCCUGCAGCGCCACCCCGACUCUGAGCGGCUGCUCCACGCCCAGCAGCCCCGGCGACUACUUCAGCACUACCGAUGGAGACCUGAAGGUGGAGCUAACGGAGAGGCUCUUUGCUCUGGACACGGAGGAUGGCAGUCCCGCUAACACUGAGAGGGACUUGAGCGACUUUGACCUGGAGACGUUGGCUCCUUACAUCCCCAUGGACGGGGAGGACUUCCAGCUCCAUCCCAUCAUCCCCGACGCCGCCGAGCCCCUGGAUGUGGGCUCCCUGGGGGGCGGCGGUGCCGCCAGCGGUGGUCUUCUUCCUUCCCAGCAGCAGAGUUUCAGCAACAUCGCCAGCCUCUUCCAGCCCCUCUCCUCGCCCCCCCGUCAGCAAAGACGCUACCGUCCGCACCCCGCCGCCCCGGCCCCGUCCUGGGCUCCGGGCGAAGAGCGAGCCCCGGGUCAGGGGGCUCUGGACCCGAGGGCGAGGGCCUACAUGAUGGGGCAAGUGCGGAACCCGCCCUACCGUUCCCCCGCCGGCACCCCUCUGUCUUCAAUGGGGGGCAUUCAGAACCUGCAGUGGCCCCCGGACCCCCUGUUGACUUGCAACAAGGCCUACCCCGUGGACGCCAUGGCAACCGAGCGACGGCCAUCUUUCCAGCAGAACCUGCUGCACGUCAUGCACCAACAAAGGCGCAUGGAGGAUUUUGUCCACUCCUACAGCGACAUGAAUGCGGCCAACAACAUCAAGCGCUCCUUCAUUCAGAUGAUGGGUGAAGGUAAGAUCUCAGGAAGCAGCUGGAAGAAGAUGAGGGGCGACGUGGACCCCGGAGCGGGAUCGUUGCCUGAACCCGCGCCGGGCAGGAUGAUGGCGGGCAACCCAACUGCGUGUUUCAACACUCUGCAGCAACACAGGAAGUCCGAAUAUCCAGGAAAUAUGACAGGCCUGACCAGUCGCCUGCUGGGCCCGUCAUUGGAGCGCACCUUCCUGCCCGAGUUGACCCGCUACGACUGCGAAGUCAACGUGCCGCUGCAGGGCAACCUGCACCUCCUCCAAGGCUGCGACCUGCUCACAGCCUUGGACCAGGCCACCUAGAAGAAGCCCCUCCGAUCCCAACGGCAACCCGGCAACCGAACACGACCCGGCCUCUGCGCGGACUGGAGGCCUGGCGAGAGCUUCAACGCUAAGCUAACUCAUAAUCACAUCCUGCCUUAUUUAGUUCUCGGGGUGUCACGUUGUUAUAGCGGGACUCGCGCACAAAAACCCGCCUUCAGCCAUUCCGUCGUUCCCGGACUAUAAAUCCCGCCGUGGCCACACUAGCUAUGUGGCUAAUGCUAAUGCUAGCCACAGAAUUAAAAUCUUUCCUCACCAUUUUUGCACCAUUUUGAACGCAAACUUGAGCCAAAAUGUCAUGGAAAAAAAAACACUGAGGCAAGGCCAACUCGGGAAAAUAUUUGCAGCUUGGAUUUAUUGCAGAUACCUCGGGUCGAACAUUUCCAACGUGAAUAAAUAAUAAAUACAAUGUAUAAAUGGGUACAAAUGACCCGUUUUCUGGGUCUCAGGAACCACAUUUGGACCAUUUUCAACGCAAAUUGUGCCAAAAUGUCAACAGAAAGAAGAAAAAAAACGCUUUAUUACAAUUUUGCAUCCCAAAGAGAGCCUUUUUUUUUUUUUUUUUUUUUUUCAAAAAUGAGCGUAUGAUGUCCUUAAAGUCCAAAAUUUGUACGUCAAAUCGUGUUUUAAAGCAGCAUUUUUAGUUCCCUUAUGAUGUCACUUGCGCUCGUUAAAGAAGAGCUACUCUGUUAAAACUGCUGUAAAACAAAUUUCAAACAACCUUUUUUUUAAUAUAUAUAUAUAUAUAUAUAUAUAUAUAUAUCGCGCUAUGAUCCGAUCCGACGCGCUAAUUCAAAAGAGCGUCAUGUAAUACACGUACACGAACCUUGAUGUGCUACACUCGUAUUAUUCUACUUUGUCGGAUGUUACGCUAGAGCGUGACCGCAGGGUGUUUUUGUUUUCUUACCUUUUUUGUUGUUGUUGUUGUUGUUGUUGUGCAAUUGUCACUUGUCACGAGGCUAAAGCUGAGCUAGCUAGGAGGAUUGCAGCCACAUUGAAAUAAAAACAAAACAAACAAAAAAAAAUUAAAAACGGAACAAUUACAUCGUACAAUUGCGUGUAAGGGAAUAUAUAGUCGUUAAGAAGAAAAAAUAACUGUAUAAUUAUGACGUUACUGUUUUUCGUGAACAUGUAUGACUGAAAGAAGACGUUUUAGAUUUUUACCUAAUUUAAUCUUUAAAGAAAUGUCUAAAAUGAGGACGUCCUUUUUCUAAUAUUUUGGCUUUCUUUGUAAAAUUAGUGCUGUAUUCUCUUUAAUGUUACAAAUGUAUUUGUUUUUUUUUAAUUGGCACUUUAUUCCCAUAGUUCAAUGGUUGUCUUAUUAAUGUCUUUAUGCUUUUAAGAUGAUGUCUUUAUUCUUGUAAAAUUGCAACUUCUUUCCACAUAAACAUAAAACUUUAUUUUCUCAUAUUAUGACGAAUUUAUCGUAAACUGAUCACUCGUACACUUACUGUACGCUCGUUGCACUAAAUUAUAACUUUAGUUUUGGACAAUUCUCAUAAGAUUCCAACGUAAUAAUUUUUAAAUUAUGACUAUUCUUGUAAAAUUAUAACUUUAUUGUCAUAAAAUGGACACAACUUUUAAACAAAGAGAAUUUACAUUAUUAUAUUAAUAUAUUUUGACCUCGUUCUUGUGUUUGAUCUCGUAAAAUUACAAAUGUAUUUUUGUAAAAUUGCGACUAUUCCCUCAAACCUUUUUUGCACCUUUUUUUUCCCCUUGUAAAAUGAUUAUAUCAAAUCUUUGGGUCAUAAAAUGACAGCUUUAUCAGAGUAAUGUUUUUAUUUUUGUAAAAUCAACUUUAUUGUUGAAAAGUAACCACUUUAUUCUCCUGUAAUCCUACUGUAAUUUGUCAUAAAAUGACAACAUUAAUAAUACACGGACUUUAUUCUCGCAAGGUUACAACGUUAUUGUAAAAAUUCUCUUAAUGGACUUUCUUUUUCUUGUAAAGGACUUUAUUGUUCAAUCUUUUCCCCUCAUUAACUUCUGACUGCAUUAUAUGAUUUUGACUUCACUUUUUAUCCCAAUGCCACUGAAGUUGGGACGUUGUGUUAGACAUCAAUGAAAACAGAAUGCAAUGAUUUGCAAACGUGUUGCAGCCGUCAAAUUCCAAGCGAAUGAAGGCUUGCUCAAAACAAUCGCGUUGAUCAGUUUGAACGUGACACAUCUCGUCUUUAUUGAAUGAAAUCUAGCUUGAACGUGAUUUGCGGAUCAUUGGAUUCUGGUUUUAUUUUGUCCCAACUUGAUUGGAAUUGGGGUCGUCAUAUUACCGCGCUUUGAAAAUGACGUAAAAUUCUUCUAUAAUUUGUCAUAAAAUGACGACGACUUGACUUUAUUCUUGUCAAAUUCCCUUGAACAACUUUAUUUUCCUAUGGAUUAGAAUGGUAUCCGUGUAAAGUUGCACUACUUUUCUUUAUCGUUCAUAUUUUCACUUGAAGUCAAUACUCCAAAAUCAGCAACUAACAUGACUCUGAUUUGAUGAAAUUAUGGCCAUUUUUGGCGGACUUCUUGACUUAAUCUCAUAAUUGUGUGCUUUUGAUCUCUUGAAUUGAUGCGUCCUUGUAUAUAUAUUGUUGUUGUAUUUGGACUGUCGCCCUCAUAUCAUUUUUGUAUUUGUUUUUUUCAAUGUGGCCCUAAUCCUCCUCGGUUACAAUUGUGGGGGGGUCGGGCUGGGGGGGGGGGGGCCGUCGAGUCGAAUUUGUGCCAAUCGUGGCCAUUUUUUCGGGAUUUUUGGAUCCGACCGAUGCCAGCGGACAAAGAGGUCGUUCAGUGUUCCUCUGCUCUUUUUGCGCUUAACGUGGACCCCCACCCAACCCCCGACCAUCCCCAACAUGCCUUUCUCGCAUUUGUAUUUAUGUCCAAUCUAUUUAUGUAGCUAGCAGCAGAAGCCUUAUUGGACAAUUUUUUUUUUUUCCGCUCCUUCGAUGUAAAAGCCGUUGGCCAAAUGAUGUCACGAAGAUCCCCGAUGUCGUCUUUUUCGCCUCUUGCCAUGUUCCCGUAUAUUUUCUUUUGUUUGUUAGAAAUGCGGAGGUAAUUGUUGUGGUGCGGUGACCACUUUUCACCCGUAGAGCUUUGCACACGUGCACGUCGCGCAUUCCGAAUGUAGACGGUGGACUCGUAGCGCCGAGGUGUCCUGGUACGUGGUCGUCACCUUCUUUGUUUCUAUUCCCUCCCCUCGUCUUGGCCGGCCAGUACUUUCUUCUUAAUCUUUCCUUCUUUCUUUCUCUUUGUGCUCGAAGAACUUUUAAGUCAAAAAAGGAUGCAAAGUUCUUUGUCACUUUGCAGAUAUGUAGCAUUUUUUUGGAUAUUGUAAAGGAGGUCCGGCAGCCGUACGGCGGUGUCCUGUCGUUCGCAUCCGGCCUCGUCUUCAAGGCAGGAGUGUGUAGUUUGUAUGUGCCAUCGAGUUCACGCGCACAUCUGCAUCUAACCGACACGCUGCAUUGAUAUUAAUAUUUCUAUUGGUAUUUCUAAUUGUAUUUGUAUCGAUAGUUGAUAUACAAGUGCUCUUCAAUUACAGAACAUGCUGAUAUUUUCUGGAAGCUUGCUUCGGUUGGUCCCCCCCCAAACGUGGCCCAGUCCCGUCCAGCCCUCCCUUCAAGUGCAAACUUGGGGAACCCCCCCGUAGAGCCCACAUAGUCCUAGAAUUCCUAAUCCCUACUAUAAUCGGAAUAGGCCCACCAAAGCCUAUCGAAACUCAGUUGAACCCACUGGAUCCCAGUGAGUCACUACUAAAAUCUUAACAAGUGCCCACUCUGGCCCACAUAGUCUAGACCUCUCUCAAACCCACUUUGACUCGACUAGAACCCUUGUAGCCCCCCUUCAUAAACCACGUAAUCCCCCUCUACAACCACCAGAGUGCCAAAAGACCCAUGUUAACCCAACCCAGAACACCCGAGGUCCCUGUUCCAACCUAUUCUGACUCCUACUAGAGCCCACGACGUCCCCACUCGAUCCCUUGUAGUCUUGAACCUAUGCUUGUCUCCACGAGAACCCACAGGGUCCCAUUCUAGAACCCACUUUAACCCCAGUACAAAGUAUACAAUCUACGAGAACCGACGUCAUCUAGAAAGAUCCACUUCGACCCCAUGUAGAACCCGUGUAGCCCCCGCUAGAACCCCCUGGUGACUUGGCUCAGACCUUUUUGUCUUUUAAGGUUCUUCAGCCAAUCAAAGGCCUGAACUGGUCUGUUUGUCCAUGACGCUGCUUGUGAGUUUUUAGUAAAAAUCGAUCGUAUUGAAGACGAAGCGGGAAAAUUGUGAUUUGUCAACAAUGUAGCUGUUGUUGUAAAGAUUUGUCAUCGCGCUAGUUAGCAUUAGCCGAACUGUGUAACCGUACGUGGGAAGGGUUGGUGAACGGACGUGGCGGUAAGUGGGACUCGUCGUCGUGAGAACGUUAGCCGCAGUUCCGCUGGCUGCUUUGAAAAGUUUCCGAACGUCCUCAAAAUGGACGUUUGUGAAGCUAACGCCGUAAACGAUGGACUUUGUCUCGAGUCGGACACCAGAAGGCUCGUCACCAGCGUUAGUGCUUAACACCGCCGUGCUCCUUGAAGGGACCGCAGUAGACCCUCCAAUCACACCCGUUCCGAAGCGCAACCUUCCGGAAUGAUCGAGACGAUAUCAGCAUGUUGUGUCAUUUGUGUCGAAAAACAGGGUUUUCGUUUUUCACUCUGGGAUCCACGUUGAACUUCUUGUAUUGUUUAGUUCACUGAGCCCAUUCUGCUUUUGUAUAUGCUACAAAUCCUUACGAUAUAUACAUUACGCAGUUCAUAUACUGUAUUAUUACCAUUGUUAUGAUGGGGAAUUUAACCCGCUCAAAAGUUUGUCUUUUCUGCACUGAUAUCUUGUUAUUAAAACAUAUUAUUGAUCUUAA
Molecule: messenger RNA, 7928 nt
Organism: Phyllopteryx taeniolatus (common seadragon)
Lineage: Eukaryota; Metazoa; Chordata; Actinopteri; Syngnathiformes; Syngnathidae
Gene: epas1b
Product: endothelial PAS domain protein 1b
Exons: 16
Coding region: 585-3044 (819 amino acids)
Biological process (GO): cellular response to hypoxia; regulation of transcription by RNA polymerase II
Molecular function (GO): protein dimerization activity; DNA-binding transcription factor activity, RNA polymerase II-specific; RNA polymerase II transcription regulatory region sequence-specific DNA binding
Source: RefSeq, a predicted model, not a curated record